Messenger RNA from Onychomys torridus (southern grasshopper mouse), 430 nucleotides. RefSeq names its product keratin-associated protein 12-1-like. The transcript has a single exon. The coding region runs from base 34 to 426 and encodes 130 amino acids. Lineage: Eukaryota; Metazoa; Chordata; Mammalia; Rodentia; Cricetidae. The record is from RefSeq and is a predicted model, not a curated record. Gene Ontology annotation, cellular component: keratin filament.
CCUCACCCUCCUCCAGACCAGCCAGCCUCCACCAUGUGUCACACCAGCUGCUCCUCAGGCUGCCAGCCAGCCUGCUGUGUGUCCAGCCCCUGCCAGGCAUCCUGCUGUGUGUCCAGCCCCUGCCAGGCAUCCUGCUGUGUGUCCAGCCCCUGCCAGGCAUCCUGCUGUGUGUCCAGCCCCUGCCAGGCAUCCUGCUGCAGGCCUGCUAUAUACAUUCCUGUGAGAUGCCAGGUGGCCUGCUGUGUGCCUGUGAGCUGCAGGCCUACUGUGUGCAUGGCUCCCUCCUGCCAGUCCUCUGUGUGUGUGCCUGUGAGCUGCCGGCCUGUCUGUGUGAGCUCCUCCUGCCAGUCAUCUGGGUGCUGCCAGCCCUCCUGCCCCACCCUGGUCUGCAGACCUGUCACCUGUAGCACCCCCUCCUGCUGCUGACCAG